Messenger RNA from Galeopterus variegatus (Sunda flying lemur), 6600 nucleotides. RefSeq names its product kinesin family member 14 (gene KIF14). The record is from RefSeq and is a predicted model, not a curated record. Gene Ontology annotation, biological process: regulation of protein localization; microtubule-based movement. Gene Ontology annotation, molecular function: microtubule binding; microtubule motor activity; ATP binding. The transcript has 29 exons. The coding region runs from base 80 to 5020 and encodes 1646 amino acids. Gene Ontology annotation, cellular component: adherens junction. Lineage: Eukaryota; Metazoa; Chordata; Mammalia; Dermoptera; Cynocephalidae.
GGCUAGAAAUCUAAUGAAUGUCCAAAGAAGAGCUUAGAUUCUCCAGCAACAUUCUAUUUUAAAAUAACUUGCUGCCAAAAUGUCAGUAUACACUGCUCAUAAUAGAAAUAACAGCCGUAUCCUUGGUACUCCUUCUUCUCAAAAGAGUUCAUCACUGAGUGUCCUCACCCACAGUAACAGACUUAAGCUGCAUUUGAACUCAAAUAUGUCAGAACGUGAAAAUGAUAAUCCGUUACUGAGAUCUGCCAGUAAAAUCAGAGACAUAAAUAGCACUUAUAUUAUUUCUGCCUGUAGAAAACCAGAAGAUACACCCGUUACCCCUAACCCUGUAGGUAGAUUGGCACUUCAGAGAAGAGCUACAAGGAACACAGAAUCAUCUUUGCUUGGUAGUGAAUUGGGAGACUCAACUGAAAAAACAGCAGAAAAACGUCUUAUAUUACAGCGUCGUGUUAAAACAGAUUCUGUGGAAAAGUGGAAAACAGCUAAGACAGAUUCUGCCAAAAAGUGGAAAAUAACGCAGAAUGUGGGCAGUGAAAUAGGAAAUAAUUGUGCUUCAGAGGAAACUAGUACAAAUGUAAAGACUGUAAAUAAUGAUAAAAACUCUUUUGUUGCACCUUCUGUACCUUUAGCUGAAGAUCCAAAAGACAUUGAAAUGAUGGCUGAUGAGAGAUAUAAAGAAACAUUUUCUGCCAUCAGUGGGGCAAAUGGAAAUGUCGCACUGAAGUGCUCAAGUAAUACAGCACUGGUUGGUUCCCAGAGUCAGGCCGAAGUUGUUAGAUCAGGACACUUGGCAACAAAACCUGUUCAGAAUAAGUUGGAUAUCAAAGUGUCGGGAACAGGAAACUUGCAUCAUAGAAGUAUUCGGAAAAAUCCAAAUAAAUUUGGAAGCUUAGAAAAAAGAACACCUACAAAAUGUAUAACAGAACACUCAUUGAUGCCGAAGUGCAGCACGCCUCAGUUUGAGAGCCCAGCUGCCUCAGUACUGAAGAAUAGGAUGCCUAACCUUCAAGUUAGACAAAGGCCAAAAGACUCUUUUCUUGCAAAUAAAAAGGAAAAGUCACAAGAAAAUACACUUCCUCUUGAAGAAGAAAGUGCGGUUCAGAACACCUCUACAGAAAAAGACCUCUUAAAAGUAGAGAAUAGUCAAGUGACAGUGGCCGUACGUGUAAGGCCUUUCACCAAGAGAGAGAAGAUUGAAAAAGCAUCCCAGGUGGUCUUCAUGAAUGCGGAAGAAAUAACUGUGGAACACCCUGAUAUGAAACAAAUUUAUAAUUUUAUGUAUGAUGUUUCGUUGUGGUCUUUUGAUGAAUGUCAUCCUCACUAUGCUAGCCAAACAACCGUCUACAAGACUCUAGCAGCACCACUCCUAGAAAGUGCCUUUGAAGGUUACAAUACCUGUCUCUUUGCUUAUGGCCAGACUGGCUCUGGAAAAUCAUAUACGAUGAUGGGAUUUAGUGAAGAACCAGGAAUAAUUCCAAGAUUUUGUGAAGAUCUUUUUGCUCAAGUAGCCCAAAAACGGUCCCAAGAGGUCAACUAUCACCUUGAAAUGAGCUUCUUUGAAGUAUAUAAUGAAAAAAUUCAUGACCUUCUGGUUUGUAAAGGUGAAAAUGGGCAGAGAAAGCAACCGCUGAGAGUAAGGGAGCAUCCCAUUUCCGGUCCGUAUGUUGAAGCGCUGUCAAUGAAUGUUGUCAGUUCUUACUCUGAUAUCCAGAGUUGGCUAGAAUUGGGAAAUAAACAAAGAGCAACUGCUGCUACUGGUAUGAAUGAUAAAAGCUCACGGUCUCAUUCAGUGUUUACCCUGGUGAUGACCCAGACCAAGACAGAAUUUGUGGAAGGGGAAGAACACGAUCACAGAAUAACAAGCCGCAUAAACCUAAUUGAUCUGGCAGGCAGCGAGCGCUGCUCCAGGGCUCACACUAGUGGAGAUCGACUGAAGGAAGGUGUGAGUAUUAACAAGUCCUUGCUAACUCUGGGAAAGGUUAUAUCUGCACUCUCUGAACAAGCAAACGGAAAGAGAGUUUUUAUUCCUUAUCGUGAAUCUGUUCUAACAUGGCUAUUAAAGGAAAGUCUGGGUGGAAAUUCAAAAACUACAAUGAUUGCUACGAUCAGUCCUGCUGCCAGCAACAUAGAAGAAACAUUAAGCACACUUAGAUAUGCUAACCAAGCCCGUUUGAUAGUCAACAUCGCCAAAGUAAAUGAAGAUAUGAAUGCUAAGUUAAUUAGAGAACUGAAAGCAGAAAUUGAAAAGCUAAAAGCUGCUCAGAGAAACAGUCGGAAUAUUGACCCAGAACGAUACAGGCUCUAUCGGCAAGAAAUAACAUCCUUAAGAAUGAAGCUUCAUCAACAGGAGAAGGACAUGGCAGAAAUGCAAAGAGUGUGGAAAGAAAAGUUUGAACAAGCUGAAAAGAGAAAACUUCAAGAAACAAAGGAGUUGCAGAAAGCAGGAAUUACAUUUCAAAUGGACAACCAUUUGCCAAACCUCGUUAAUCUCAAUGAAGAUCCACAACUAUCGGAAAUGCUGCUAUAUAUGAUAAAAGAAGGGACAACUACAGUUGGAAAGUAUAAACCAAACUCAGGCCAUGAUAUUCAGUUAUCUGGGGUGCUGAUUGCUGAUGAUCAUUGUACCAUCAAAAAUUUUGGUGGGACAGUGAGUAUUGUCCCAGUUGGUGAAGCAAAGACAUAUGUAAAUGGAAAACAUAUUUUGGAAUCCACAGUAUUACAUCAUGGUGAUCGGGUGAUUCUUGGUGGAGAUCAUUAUUUUAGAUUUAAUCAUCCAGUGGAAGUCCAGAAAGGAAAAAGACCAUUGGGCAGAGAUACUCUUACAAGCGAGGGUCCAAAAGACUUUGAAUUUGCAAAAAAUGAGUUGCUCAUGGCACAGCGAUCACAACUUGAAGCAGAAAUAAAAGAGGCGAGGUUGAAAGCAAAGGAAGAAAUGAUGCAAGGAAUCCAAAUUGCAAAAGAAAUGGCUCAGCAAGAGCUUUCUUCUCAAAAAGCUGCAUAUGAAAGCAAAAUAAAAGCACUGGAAGCAGAACUGAAAGAAGAGUCUCAAAGGAAGAAAAUGCAGGAAAUAAAUAACCAAAAGGCUAAUCACAAAAUUGAGGAAUUAGAAAAGGCAAAACAACACCUUGAACAGGAAAUAUAUGUCAACAAAAAGCGAUUAGAAAUGGAGACUUUGGCUACAAAGCAGGCCUUAGAAGACCACAGCAUUCGUCAUGCAAGAAUUCUCGAAGCUUUAGAAACUGAAAAGCAAAAAAUUGCUAAAGAAGUACAAAUUCUACAGCAGAAUCAGAGUAAUAGGGAUAAAACUUUUACAAUUCAGCCAAAUUGGAGCUCCAUGAAACUCUCAAUGAUGAUUCAGGAAGCCAAUGCCAUCAGCAACAAAUUUAAAAAAUGUUAUGUUUUUGGCAGACACGAUGUUUCCGAUAAAGGUGGUUCUGACACUUCCAUUCGGGUUCGUAAUCUGCAACUAGGGAUAUCAACUUUCUGGAGUCUGGAAAAGUUUGAAUCUAAACUUGCAGCAAUGAAAGAACUUUACGAGAGUAAUGGUAGUAACAGGGGUGAAGAUGUCUUUUGUGAUCCUGAAGAUGAAUGGGAGCCUGACAUUACAAAUGCACCAGUUUCUUCAUUGUCUAGAAGGAGGAGCAGAAGUUUGAUGAAGAAUCGAAGAAUUUCUGGUUGUUUACAUGACAUACCAGUCCACCCAGUUCAGAAUUUGCAUUCUUCACAUUCAUCAGGCUUAAUGGGGAAAUCAAGCACCAUUUACUCAAAUUCAGCAGAAUCAUUUCUUCCUGGAAUUUGCAAAGAAUUGAUUGGUUUAUCAUUAGAUUUUCUUGGACAGAGUUAUGAUGAAGAAGAAAGUAUAGCAGAUAGCCUGAUGAAUAAUUUUCUUAAAAUUUAUAAUGGUCUAUUAGCCAUUUCCAAAGCUCAUGAAGAACAAGAUGAAGAAAGUCAAGAUAACCUGUUCUCUUCUGAUCGAGCAACCCAGUCACUUACUAUCCAGAUUGCAUGUGCUUUUGAGCAGCUUGUGGUGCUAAUCAAACACUGGCUGAGUGAUUUUUUACCUUGUUCCAACGUAGCAAGACUUGAAGAUGAAUUGAGACAAGAAGUUAAAAAACUGGGAGGCUACUUACAGUUAUUUUUGCAGGGAUGCUGUUCAGAUAUUUUGUCAAUGGUAAAAGAAGCUCAAAAGAAAGUGAUCCAGAUUGUACAACAAGCUGUAAAGUAUGUGGGACAAUUAGCAGUUCUGAAAGGGAGCAAGCUACAUUUUCUGGAAAACAGUAACAAUAAGGCUGUCAGUGUCCAGGAGGAAUUCAUGAAUGCUGUUUGUGAUGGUGUAGGCUUAGGAAUGAAGGUUCUAUUAGAUUCUGGACUGGAAAAAGUAGAAGAACUUCAGCAUGAACUCUUAAGGCAGUGUAUACAAAAUGAGGUUACUAAACAGAUGAAAGCUAACGCCAUGGGAUUGAUCAGAUCUCUUGAAAACAUCUUUACUGAAUGGAAAACAAAAAGUUUCAGAACUCAAGUACAAGAAGAAAAUUCUGGAUAUCAAGAUUCCAAGAAGAUGAUUAACCUUGCCCCAGAAUUCUUGAAGUUAAAACAUUGCUUCGAGAAAACUAUUCAAAUUAUUAUUUCUGCACUGAGAGGAUGCCACAGUGAUAUAAGUCUUCUCAAGAACUGCGUUGAAAGUAUUUGCAACUUGGCCAGUGAUUUUCAGAAUGAAUGCGUGACCUCUACGUCCGUUGACAGCUGUGAGAAUGGCAUACCCCAAGUUCGCCACAGGGAACUGGAAUCUCUAGCUAAGUCACUCCUCUUAUGUUUUGCACCUGAAGAAAGACCCAGUUUGUUGAAACCGUGGGAAACUUGUAAUCAAGAUACCAGAGAAGAACAACCACCAGAAGCUAAAUCAGGCAGAACUGACUGCAGUCGGAAUGAAGGUGUACCAGAGCGUGUCUGUGCACACAAUGGCUCGUCCCCAGCAGUGAGCUCGGAGGGAUGCAAACCCAGUAGGAUUCAGUGGGUGUGAAUACCAAUGUGUCGGCACUUUAUGACCACUCACGAAUGAAGAAGAACAGUUGGGAGGCAAUUUUCUUUAUGCAGGAAAGAUAAGAAGAAAUCGGUAUAAAUAAUUCAAAGAUGUCCAUGUCUGUUGAUGGCCUUACAUUGGGUAAGAAUUGUGGGAUCCUGGUUUCAAAAUGCCUGAAUGUGUACUCAGAAAUUUCUGAGCAGGUAAUUUUAAACAAGAUGUCUAAACAUUGGGACAUUGAGACAAUAGAAUGAAAUUGGGAAUUCAGGACCAAGUGAAUGGUCAUGUCUCUCCUUUCUCAUUGCCUUGAAUUUUAAACAUUUACCUUCAGGACUGAUAUGCUACCUGCAGUUGGUUUACUGCUCCGUUUGUAAACGGUUAUUCUCUCAUGAGCGGAAACCUGAAUCAUCAGUUACUUUUGUGCCUGUGUCUUCUCACCCCUGCCAAUAGCUAAGACAGGUUUAUGGUGAAGUUGCCGAUACAAGUUUACAUAAGGCAGCUUGACUUGCAUUGUUAGAUCUAAAGCUCUCUUCUCAAAGGGUUCACUGGUUGCCGUUGUGAAUAGUAUGUUCAAGGGUAUAGUUUCCUGUCUCUUUCUAAAUUAUAAGUAGCUACCUAAAUAUAGUAUAAUUACAUAUUAAUAAGACGCUUGCUGGCAUACUAGUUUACUGUGUUAUCUACAUUGCCGGUGGAGGCUGUAUGAAUGUAAUUUAAAACCAAUUAAAUGUUCCCAGAAUCAUACUCAGCUGUUGGUGGGGUUGGGAGAUCAGAGGCUGGACUUUUCUUGAUAAUGCUUAUUUUGUUAAAGGUGUAAUGACAGCAUUUGUAUGUGAUUUGAUGAAGAUUGAAGAUCUUUAUUAUUUUUCACAGCUUUAAAAAGGCUUUAUCUACAGUCAAGUAAUAAAGAUAAUAUUCUACUUGUGGGAUCUUACAUUAAGGAAAUAGUUUGACAUUUUUGACCUCAUCAAUAUGUGUAGUUUGAAAAGAUACUUAGCAGCUCUGCUUGGGGGAUAUUGAAUAGUUCUUGAAGAAUAAUUCUUUUAAAUAACCUGAUACAUUCAUUUUUCACUUGUAGGUAGCACUUAUACGUUUGGCAUAACUAGUUGAAAUUGGCUGUUAGUACUGAGUAAAUCUGAUGAUUUCCUUGUUGGAGACAGAUUGUAAAUAAAUAAUGGUCAUUGUAGUCAGAACAUUAUUGUUAAACCAUGUGUUGUAUUUUCAGGUCCUUAAAAAUGGUGCAAUGUAGCAAAUUUUAUUUUUUUCUUUUAUUUUUAGCACAUGUGCUUGUAUUAUUUCUGAAGUUCAGUAUGUAUUUUUAUUAGUCAAUGCUCUGGCAAGUAGCGCUUUUGCUAUCAAGUUUGAUAAGGUGUAGAUAUACAUAUAAGGAUUUUUUCUGAAGGUCGUACUUCUUUGAAGAACUUCCUAAAGUAUCAGUAUUGUGGUUUUCAUCUUAAUGUUCAGUAUUUAAUCUUUAGUCUCUGCUUUCUAAACUCAUGACUUCAUUGGUCAGAAGCUUUUUAAUAUCUUUGUAAAAUUUUGUGUAUAUAUAUUUAUACUGAAUAAAUUGUUAUACUGUAUUU